Encephalitozoon intestinalis ATCC 50506 is the source of this 981-nucleotide messenger RNA. RefSeq names its product Golgi nucleoside diphosphatase. Gene Ontology annotation, cellular component: membrane. Gene Ontology annotation, molecular function: nucleoside diphosphate phosphatase activity. Gene Ontology annotation, biological process: nucleoside diphosphate catabolic process. The transcript has a single exon. The coding region runs from base 1 to 981 and encodes 326 amino acids. Lineage: Eukaryota; Fungi; Microsporidia; Unikaryonidae. The record is from RefSeq and is a predicted model, not a curated record.
AUGGAUACUAUGCUGCUCCUCUUGCUCCCAGGAAUUAUCUUAGGUCUUUCUUCCCCCUCCAAUUCCAAGGCCUUUUCCCCGUCCAAGAUGACAUACAGUGGGGUAAUAGAUGCAGGAUCCACAGGAACAAGAUUGAAUAUAUAUGGGUUUGUUGAUGGAGAGAUCAAGCACCAGGGCCUUUUUACAAAUUCUCAAGGCCUAGCAGGUGCAAAAAGUGACGAGGAGAUCCAAAACUCAAUCAGAGAACUCUUCACACAUGCAAAGCCGUUCUACAACAACAUCAAGGAGAUGCCUAUUGGGUUUUACGGAACUGCAGGAUUCAGAACAUUGGACAAAUCGCGUUCAGACCACAUUCUGGAUCUUGUAAGGAAUGAGCUAAAGGAAUACAAUCUCAAGGAGAUCGAGGUGAUAAAUGGGAUAGAUGAAGGAAGAUUUGCUCUCAUGGCACUAAUUCUCUCCAACAAGGGAAAGGAAAACGAGCAGAAAAGCCUAGGAAUCAUCGACAUGGGCGGAGGAAGUACUCAAAUAUCUUUUCUAGAAAAGAACGGAAGAGUGACUUCCGAGUCAAUCGACCUUGGAAUCACAUCCCUUGGUUUGUCGGAUCCUGAAGAGUGCAAGUCCAAGGAUGACAAUAGCCAGGAAUUGUGUGCUACAAACAUCGUAUUGAAGCUUGCAAACGUAGUUAGAAAGCCCUUCCUAAAUGAUGUCGACAGCUUGUAUCUACUUUCUUACUUCCAUGACGAGUUUGGAAAGAUUGCCAGAGGCGAGAAGACAAGCAUGAAGGAAGUCAAGGACAAGUUCUACAAGAAGUGCAAUCUUCUUGAGUCUCUCGAAUGCCGUAGGUUGUUUUAUCUGAUUUCUUUCAUAAAGAACCUUGGGAUUGAAGAUGGAAAAACCAUCCAUCAGGUGGACACAAACAAUGGAAUCAAUAUUGCUUGGGCAUCUGGAAAGGGAUACGAGUUAAACAAGACAUACAACUGA